GUUUUGCCAGAUUUAAUGCUCCAUCCUGUCUCUUUUUGAGCUGAUCUCGCUUCCUGCCGCGGGGGGCGCUGUCGGCUACGGGGGUCUGCAGAGCUGCGCAGAGUUGCCCAUAGCAACGACUGACACCAUCAGCGAGCCCUCGCGCUGCAGCCGCGGACCUGUAACUGAGAUUUAUCUGAUUUAAGUGUAGAAAUCUGCAGUAAAUCGGCAUUUAUCCGAGCGGGAUUUGACACUGAAGGGGCGGGUUUACUGAGUACAAAUGUAGAUUCGUUAGCUCGCUAAUUUACUGCCUUAAUAAAUGUUAGCAUGUCAGCUAACAUCAGCGGCUAAACAUAGUUGGAGACAGCUAGCGUUAGCUAACUAUUCCUUCACUGAGGCUAAACUAGAGCAAGUUUAGUUCAAUGUCGUCUAUAAGCAGCCUGGUCCCAUCUCGUUUCCUCACUCUCAUCGCUCACCUGGUCAUAGUUAUCACCAUCUUCUGGUCACGGGAGAACAAUGUAAGAGCUUGUCUGCCACUAGAAUAUACUAAUGAAGAAUAUAAUCAGGAAGACACACGGUUGGUGGUGGCAUUAUCUGUAACUCUGGGUCUGUUUUCUGUUGAACUUGCUGGGUUCUUCUCAGGAAUAUCCAUGUUCAACAACAAUCAAAGCCUUUUAUCCACAGCAUGCCAUGCAAGUGGCUCCGUUGCUCUGCUUUUCUUCCUGUUUGAGCAGUGGACCUGCAGCAUCUACUGGUGGAUCUUUGGUUUCUGUAGUGUCAUUCCAGCACUGCAUGAGAUGUUCCUCCUCUUUACAGUCCUUGGAUUAAAGAAGAAACCACUAUGAAUGCUCCAGUAUUUGCAUGUAUAAUAAGUUCUCCUUCAUGGUAUAACGGAGAAGAUUUGGUUGCCAAGCAACAGAAACAUUGGUGGUCUAUCUACAUAAAAGGAAAUACUACUAAUAUUAUAACAAUUGAGUCUAUAUUAUCAUUAUUAUUUUUUCCCUUAGUUCUGAUCAAAAAGGACAUACUAAGUGGAAGUCAAGUAGAGAAAACUCUUGACUUUUAUGUUUUGUGCUGUUAUUUUGUGUUAUUACUAGUUUUACAUUGAAUAUUAUAAUAAAAUAUUUUGUAACUGA
Molecule: messenger RNA, 1115 nt
Organism: Astyanax mexicanus (Mexican tetra)
Lineage: Eukaryota; Metazoa; Chordata; Actinopteri; Characiformes; Acestrorhamphidae
Gene: tmem107l
Product: transmembrane protein 107 like
Exons: 6
Coding region: 402-824 (140 amino acids)
Biological process (GO): protein localization to ciliary transition zone; non-motile cilium assembly
Cellular component (GO): MKS complex
Source: RefSeq, a predicted model, not a curated record